CGCUCUCUUCUGUCAGAUCGAUUUUUCCUUCCGCUAUCUCGCUCCAAUUUAUUUCAGAUUGUGCCGAAUGCAACACGUAGCGUUUCAAUGACUUCUAAUUUUUAAUUGUUUACGUGGAAUUUCUUUAGGUUUUUUUUUUUUUUUUUUGAUAAACAAUUCUAAACUCAUUUCUUAGACGAAGAACGGAUUCGUUCGUUUUUUCCCUUGGGUUUGUCACUUAACCUCCAUUUCGAAUUUGCGUUGAAUUGCAUUGGAAUUGUUCAUCGAAUAAUAGGGAAUGAGUUCUGAUGCGUUGCUGUCAGUACCAAUGAUAAAUUGAAGCAACGUUGAGUGCGAUCUGUAUGUGUAGAUAAAAGUAUAAGCUUCACAAUGUGGUCCUUCUUCUCGAGAGAUCCUGCCAAGGAUUUCCCAUACGACAUUGGAGAGCCUAUUUCUGGUUUGGAUAACAAAAGCAUUUGGACAAUACAUAGGGCUAAAAGAAAGGGCACUACAACGGGUGAAGAUGUUUCAGUUUUUGUCUUUGAUGUUAAAAAUGGUGGGGAACAGCAACUGGAUAUUGCUCGUUCGGCUGUAAAAAGACUCAAGACACUCAGACAUCCAAGCAUACUUGCAUAUCUUGAUAGUCUCGAAACUGACAAAAUGGUUUACUUAGCCACAGAGCGUGUAGAACCGUUAUUUAAUCGCUUGACACAAAAAUGUAAUUCGGAAAAUGAGUCUAAGAAAGAAUUGUACUACUCCUGGGGCAUAUUUCAAAUCACAAGGGCACUUAACUUCUUAAAUAACGACGGAAAUUUACGGCACAAUAAUGUCAAUCUGUGGACAGUGUUUGUUAAUGAAGAGAGCGGUGAAUGGAAACUCGGUGGGGUUGAAUACAUGACAGCUGUGGACAUGCCAUACAAUUUCUUACCUUCUAAUUUCCAAGUGUAUCAACCACCAGAGGCUAAAGAAAGUUCAAAGCCCGCAACUAAAUGUUCAGUUGACAUGUGGGGACUUGGUUGUUUGAUAUGGGAAACAUACAAUGGCACCCUCAACUCCACUUCGCAACUUAAAAUUACAGGUCAAAUUCCGAAGCAAAUAACGACAGUAUAUCGAGAAUUAACGGGAGCUAAUCCAGAAGGAAGACCAAAUCCCGCAGAUGUGAUAGCGCGUUGUCGCAGUAACGGCGGUUUUUUUAAGAACAAUCUUGUUGAUGCCCUUUUAUUUUUAGAGGAGAUCCAGAUGAAGGAAAGAGGAGAGAAAGGACGAUUCUUCUCGCAGUUGGCGACACAAUUGGAUUCGUUUCCCGAUGGCGUUGGCAGGUACAAGAUUCUGCCGCAAUUACUGGCUGCUUUUGAAUUUGGAGAUGCUGGAAGUGCCGUAUUACCGCCGUUACUGCAACUGGGUUCUCAAUUACCAGACGUCGAGUAUCAGCGUCGAGUAGUGCCCUGUGUCGUUAAAUUAUUUGCAUCGAAUGACAGAGCGACGAGAUUACGAUUGCUGCAACAAUUGGACCGAUUCGUCGACCACUUGCAAUCAGCUACCGUUAAUGAAGCCAUUUUUCCUCAGGUAGCAAGGGGUUUCCUCGAUACAAACCCGGCAAUCAGGGAAGAAACGAUAAGAUCGGUCGUACAUUUAGCACCAAAGUUAGAUUAUAAUAAUCUUAAUGUCGAGACUUUAAGAUACUUUGCGAAACUUCAGUCGAAAGACGAACAAGGCGGUAUUCGCACAAAUACCACAGUUUGCCUUGGAAAAAUUGCUCAACAUCUUCACCCUCAGAUAAGGCAGAAGGUAUUAAUUGGCGCGUUUAUUCGUGGAACUCGCGAUUCUUUUCCUCCGGCCAGAAUUGCGAGUAUACUAGCUCUAGCUGCGACGCAGCAAUAUUUUCUUCUGCAAGAAGUCGCAAAUCGCAUUCUACCGGCUCUGUGUCCGCUUACCACGGAUGUGGACAAAGGUGUACGAGACAAUGCGUUCCGUAUCAUUCGAGGUUUUUUAUCAAAGCUUGAGACAGUCUCUGAAGAUCCUGGUCUUCGCGAAUCAAUGGAGGCGGAUGUGAAUACUGCAACACCUAGUCUCAGCAAUGCCGCGGCGACAUGGGCCGGAUGGGCCGUUACGGCAGUCACAGCAAAAUUCUAUCGUAGUCAAUCAGAUACACCAAAAUCAUCAAAUGCUCAUAGCACAUCUAGAAUCUUGUUAAAUAAACCUGCUUCCUUAGAACAAGCUAGCAGCUCCCAGAGUAGCGCUAGCACUACUGCCACGACGAGCAGCGCGACAAGCAUGACUUCCCUCGAUCCUGAUCACGAGCACGAUACACAAAACACUCAAAAUACAAAUUCCGAUUGCGAUUGGGAUUGUUGGGAUGCUGAUAAUUGGGGAGAUAUGGAGCAGCAAUCCACCGCUAUACCAUCGGUGCCAUUGAAUCCAGCCAGUAGUAUAUCACCGUCCGGCCACUCCCCUAAGGCUAAUGAACAGUGGACCAGCCUUGAGGAAGAACCGGAAGAAGAAACAACCCAAGGUGUUCAAGACAAAAAUGAUUCUUCCGAAGUUGGAUGGGAAGAUUCGGAGUUUCAGUCUCUCGAAGAUGUUCAGCCCUUAGAGCAACCAAGCGUUCCUAGUGGAAACAAUAAAUACGAAGAAGCCAGAAGGAAGAGAGAAGAACGCAAAUUGGCCAGGCAAAGGCAGAUGGAGGCGAAACGAGCAGUGAAAUUACGAGCUAAUCCAGCUGCGAAGAAGAUUUAAGUGAAUCAAAUAAAUGCGCCGUAUGUUAAUCAUUCUAUUGUACAUUAAGUAAAUUAAAUAUUACAAGUAAUAUGAUGAAAGUAUUUUCUGUAAAUC
Trachymyrmex septentrionalis is the source of this 2811-nucleotide messenger RNA. It is a transcript of the gene yata, whose product is annotated as N-terminal kinase-like protein. Gene Ontology annotation, molecular function: protein kinase activity; ATP binding. Lineage: Eukaryota; Metazoa; Arthropoda; Insecta; Hymenoptera; Formicidae. The coding region runs from base 370 to 2715 and encodes 781 amino acids. The record is from RefSeq and is a predicted model, not a curated record. Gene Ontology annotation, biological process: protein phosphorylation. The transcript has 13 exons.